Daphnia carinata is the source of this 1677-nucleotide messenger RNA. RefSeq names its product synaptotagmin-9-like. Lineage: Eukaryota; Metazoa; Arthropoda; Branchiopoda; Diplostraca; Daphniidae. Gene Ontology annotation, cellular component: axon; synapse. The transcript has 7 exons. Gene Ontology annotation, molecular function: SNARE binding; calcium ion binding; phosphatidylserine binding. The coding region runs from base 227 to 1504 and encodes 425 amino acids. The record is from RefSeq and is a predicted model, not a curated record. Gene Ontology annotation, biological process: regulation of dopamine secretion; calcium-ion regulated exocytosis; regulation of calcium ion-dependent exocytosis.
CAGUUGCCUAUGCUUCUGACGCAAUUCGCUUGUUACACCGUGUUUAACUGGACGUGUCGCUGCUGCCCAGGGAAUCAUUAACCUACGCCUGGCGUACCUCAAGAAACAACACUGUCAACUCACGGGCUAGCUCUAUUCGUAGCUGUCUGUUCAUUCUUCGUCAUCAUCAUGUCCGCUACUGUGUGUUGCCUCUUCUUCUGGUGGCGAAAGAAGAACUUAUAUAAGCAUGAGCAGACAAAAAACGGCUUCGCAGCCAAACAGAAAUUUAAACUUACCUCUAAAAUACCCGUUAUCCGCAGUGAGGACAUCGUCUCAUUCGUUCUACCAGCAACUCGUAAAGUACUGCCACCACACAGAUCGCAAACUGAAACUUCAAAAAAAUCCCGCCACUGUUGAAUCUCAAUCAAGUGUUACGGACGAAUCUCAACCAUUGAACAACGUAGUAAACAGAACCUGUUCGGAGAGCAUUUCGGCUGCCGACACCGUUUGUCCUCAACGCGUCAACAGCAAAUUAUUGGGUCCUGCCAAUUUAAACUUGAAACUCUACUCGCGUGAUCUUGAAACAAAUGAGCUCAUCCACACAAGCCAAGCCAAAAUUGGUUUUUCUUUGCAAUUUAAUUCUUCGCGUCAAUUAUUAACCCUCAAGAUUUUGGGUGCACUCAAUCUGCCGACAAGGAGUAAAAAUAUUGCUCCUGAUCCAUAUGUCAAGAUUGUAAUCCUUCCCGAAAGACAGAUCAAAUGCAUAACUAAAACGCUGAAGUCCAACUGCAAUCCGCUCUUCAAUCAAGUAUUCGAACUGGACAUGUCCAAUUUGCUUUUGAAUAAAACUGAAAUUUUGCUGAUGGUUCGUGACCGUCCAGAAUCAUCCUGCUACGAAAGGUGUGUUUCACGCUCAGUAACGCUAGGUCAGGCAAUUUUCAGCAUGGCCGACUUCGACGGAGUGAAUCACCGGCGUCAAGUGAGGUGGUGUUUACUGGAGAAUAUACCAGCCAUUUCACCUCACGCAGACAUUGUGAAUGCGGAAUCAUUGGCCAAGGCCGAAAUGCAAAUUGCACUUUUGUAUCGAGUUUGGUGGGAUGAAGCAAAACUGAUUAACCACGGGCGGAUUAUAUUGGAACUUUUGCAAAUUCGUCCAGCAAUGUUCAUUCCAAACAACCAAGAUAAAGAGAAAGUUACGAUUAAGGUGUUGUUGUACGAACGCGGAUAUUUAAUGGCAACGCGAAGGACUAAUGGCAUCCGGCGGGAUGAGGCCACGGCCGCGCUACGAGAGAAGUUCGUUUUCGCCCUUCAGUCGAAAGUGCUUCACGAAGCUUCCUGCCAGCUCGUCCUUGUCACCAAAUCCACAAUAGGAACAAAGAGGACAUUGGGACGGAUCACCUUGGGUCAUCGUCAUUUCUUUUCUACCUGGGCAAACAGUACAGCUGUUACAACUGGGAUUGAUCACUGGCAUGACAUGGCACACCGACCCGGAGUUUCGGUGGAACGUUGGCAUUCGAUAAUGUAAUAAUAGAAAUACGAAGCCACUAAGCAACCUGUAUCAUCUAGAUACGCAAAAUGGAGUUUCAUCCUAAGCCAGGUGCUUAAGGCACCAUCGCAAAGCAAAGAGCUAUUUAUGACGGGCAGCGUUAGGGCUGAAUUCUUUUUUUUUCUCAUUUUCUGCUGUUGCGCGUGAAAACA